Messenger RNA from Papaver somniferum (opium poppy), 2221 nucleotides. Its product is annotated as probable rhamnogalacturonate lyase B. Gene Ontology annotation, molecular function: carbohydrate binding; catalytic activity. Gene Ontology annotation, biological process: carbohydrate metabolic process. The record is from RefSeq and is a predicted model, not a curated record. NCBI's taxonomy places the organism in Eukaryota, Viridiplantae, Streptophyta, Magnoliopsida, Ranunculales, Papaveraceae. The coding region runs from base 136 to 2046 and encodes 636 amino acids. The transcript has 15 exons.
UAUGAACGUAUAAAUAGAAAUUUGUACUUGAAUAGUUAUUAAGUAUACAGUUCUGUGCACUCUUGCAGUAUAAGCAGAGAAUUUCCAAAGACUUUUCGAUACUAAAAGAAAGCAAGAAUUCUUUUAGCUGAACCAAUGUCACCUAUAUGCGUUCAGCUGAACCAACAAGAUAAGCAUGUGGUGUUGGAUAAUGGAAUUCUACAAGUUACCCUAUCGAAUCCUGAAGGAAUUGUUACAGGAGUACGAUAUAAUGGUGUUGAUAACUUACUUGAAACUCAAAAUGAAGAAGUUAAUAGAGGGUAUUGGGAUCUCGUUUGGGGUGGACCUGGAGGUAAAGGAGGAUUUGAUGUAAUAAAGGGAACAAGUUUUGAGGUAAUACAGGAAGACGAGGAACAGGUAGAGUUAUCAUUCAAAAGGACAUGGGACGCAUCCCAAACAGAUAGAGUUCCACUAAACAUAGACAAAAGGUUUGUUAUGCUGCGAGGUUGUUCUGGUAUCUACUCUUAUGCAAUUUAUGAGCAUAUGGAUACUUGGCCUGCUUUCAGUCUAGCUGAAACCAGAAUCGCCUUUAAACUCAGAAAGGACAAGUUUCACUACAUGGCUAUUGCAGAUAACAGGCAAAGGGUCAUGCCCAUGCCAGAUGACCGUCAGCCUGGUCAUGGUCAACCACUGGCUUAUCCAGAAGCUGUUCUUUUGGUUAAUCCUAUCAACCCUGACCUGAAAGGGGAGGUUGAUGAUAAGUACCAGUACUCGUUCGAUAAUAAGGAUAACAAGGUUCAUGGUUGGAUAUGCUCCAACCCACCUGUUGGUUUCUGGCAAAUCACACCAAGUGACGAGUUCCGAACUGGCGGACCUGUAAAGCAGAACCUUUCUUCCCAUGUUGGACCCACGACUCUCGCAAUGUUCCAGAGUGCACAUUACACAGGGGAUGCUCUAAACCCAAGAAUUCAAGAUGGAGAGCCAUGGAAAAAAGUUUUUGGGCCUGUUUUUAUCUACCUCAAUUCAACGUUUGACGACGAAGAUCCACUCUCACUUUGGCAAGACGCCAAAGAACAGAUGUUGAUUGAAGUACAGAGUUGGCCAUACAAUUUCCCAGCUUCGGAGGACUUCCCUUCUUCUGAUCAACGGGGAAAUGUUAGCGGCAGAUUACUAGUCCAUGACAGGUAUGUUGAUGAAGAGCCCACAUCCGCCAUCUCAGCAUAUGUGGGGUUAGCUCCACGAGGGGCUGCUGGAUCAUGGCAAACAGAAUGCAAGGGCUACCAAUUCUGGACAAGAACUGACGAGGAUGGGUAUUUCUCGGUGUUUGACAUUCGAAAUGGAGAUUAUAAUCUUUAUGCCUGGGUUCCUGGGGUUAUUGGAGAUUAUAAAUGUGAUAUGGAUAUAACCAUCACACCAGGAUGUGAUAUCGACCUGGGUGAUCUUGUAUAUGAGCCUCCACGAAAUGGUCCUACCUUAUGGGAGAUUGGUAUUCCUGACCGUUCUGCUGCUGAAUUUUAUGUUCCAGAUCCUAAUCCUAAGUACAUCAAUAAACUUUUCGUCAAUCACCCCGACAGGUUUCGACAGUAUGGAUUGUGGGAGAGGUACGCAGAGUUAUACCCUGAUAAAGAUCUUGAAUACACAGUUGGUGUCAGCGACUACCGAAAAGAUUGGUUUUACGCACAAGUUACUAGGAAGAAAGAAGAAAAGGUAUAUGAAAGCACCACAUGGAAGAUUAUAUUUAAGCUCGACAACGUGGACAAAUCAGGAACUUAUAAGCUUCGAUUAGCAAUUGCAUCUGCAACAUACGCCGAAUUACAAGUACGAGUCAACGACGAAAAAGCCAAUCCACCUCAUUUCACAAGUGGGCUAAUAGGGAAGGACAACUCAAUCGCAAGACAUGGAAUUCAUGGAUUACAUUGGCUGUUCAAUGUGGAUGUUACAGGCUCUAGACUCAUUGAAGGAGACAACACCAUAUUUCUGACUCAGCCAAGAUACGGCAGCCCCUUCUUUGGAAUUAUGUACGACUACAUCCGCUUAGAAGGGCCUCCUCCAACUUCUAUAUGUUAACUCGUUCAUAAACAUUAAGUGACUCUCCAUGGAACAAGGAUUUAGUAAGAACUAAGCAUUAAUUUAGCUUACAUGUAAUUCUGUUAUUUCAUUGCAAUUACUACACUACUCACGGGCUUAUGUACUUUAUAAUAAGAAAACCCUUAGAUUUAAGAUUCAUAAUCAUAUAUAUAUA